ACAAUCCUGCGUUAAUCUUGUUCCAGGACUUUCGAGUUUCAGGGAUAAGAGCUGGUAGAGUAAGGUAACGCAGUGAGACACAUCAGAAUAUUACCCAAAGCAAGGCGUGUAUGUGGUUGUCAGUUUGACUUGAACAACAAUAACUGCGUCUGUAAUACAGCAAUGAAAAUGGAAUUCAAUGCCAUCAUAGAAACGAUGCAAACAGGAGACCAAGAUGCCGCAUUGAAGGCACUGCAGGCUUACAAUAAGGAGAAAAGCCAGUGUUUCACAUUUGAAGCAGAUGAGUGCGAAGAAAGACAGGAAGAGAACCUGGAAGAGAGGCUGGGGGAGCUGGUGUUGGGGUUCCUGGAACGGGACCUGCAGCCCUCCUGCCAGCUGGCGUGCCUGGAGACCAUUCGGAUUCUGUCGCGCGACAAGAACUGCCUGGGGCCCUUCACCACGCGGAAGGCCGUCCAGACGCUGAGCCGGCACGCAGGUAUAGAGCACAGCGAGGGCGUGACCCCCGAGAUCCCGGACCUGGACGUGAUUGUGGAGGCCCUGAAAUGUUUGUGCAACAUCGUGUUCAACAGCCCCACCGCGCAGGAAGUGGGCGCGGAGCUGCGCCUUAUCGUGGGCCUGACCGAGCGCCUCAAGCUCUGCCACGACCGGCAGUGGACCCACGAGGUGCGCUUCUUCGACCUGCGGCUCACCUUCCUGCUCACGGCGCUGCGGGUGGACGUGCGCGGGCAGCUGGCCCACGAGCUGAGAGGCGUCAGCUUGCUGGCCGACGCGCUGGAGAGCACCCUGGGCCUGCGCUGGUUGGACACCUUUGAGGUGGCGCGGGCCGAUGGGAGCGAUCCCGGUGUCCCCCUCCCACGCCAGGAGACGGAGCGCGCCAUGGAGAUCCUGAAGAUCUUCUUCAACAUCACCUUUGACGCCAACCGCCGCGAUGUGGAUGAGGAAGAAGCGGCGCUGUACAGACGUCUGGGAGCUAUCCUGAGGCACUGCUUGAUGAGCAAAGCAGAUGGUGAGGACAGGACAGAGGAAUUCCACAGUCACACAGUGAAUCUGCUGGGGAACCUGCCCCUGAUGUGCCUGGACGUGCUGCUUAUGCCCAAGGUCCAGCAGGGCUCCAUUGAGUACAUGGGGGUUAAUAUGGACGCCGUCAACAUGCUGCUGGACUUCAUGGAGAAGAGGCUGGAUCGGGGGCACAAGCUAAAAGAGACCCUCACCCCCUCCCUGAAUCUCCUGACAGAGAGUGCUCGCGUUCACAGAGAGACCAGGAAAUUCCUGAGGAUGAAGGUUCUCCCUCCACUGCGCGAUGUGAAGAACCGCCCAGAGGUGGGCAGCGCCCUGCGGAACAAGCUGGUGCGUCUGAUGACACACAUAGACACUGACGUCAAGCACUGCGCUGCGGAGUUACUCUUCGUGCUCUGCAAGGAGAGUGUCUCCAGGUUCGUCAAGUACACCGGCUAUGGCAACGCUGCCGGCCUGCUGGCCGCCCGGGGCCUGAUGGGGGGCGGAAGGAGCCAAGGCAGGUACUCGGAGGACGAAGACACGGACACGGAGGAGUACAAGGAAGCAAAACCCAACAUUAAUCCAGUGACAGGCCGUGUAGAGGAGAAACUACCCAACCCCAUGGAGGGAAUGACAGAUGAACAAAAAGAAUAUGAAGCAAUGAAGUUAGUCAAUAUGUUCGACAAACUCUCGAGGGAGCAGGUGAUACAGCCUAUGAGAGUGGGACCGGAUGGCAAGCUGGUGACGUUAGAAGAAGACAUGCACAGAGUGGCUGAGCAGAGGCUGUCGUCUGACUCGGACAGCGAUGACAACUAACUGGAACCACACUUGAUCAGAGUUUGCUCCAUACGAUACUGGUGCUGUGUAACACGAGCCUGAAGGGAAAAAGACUUCCUGAUUCCAGUUCAUUGAUUUUACCUUUGUUUUCUGGUGUCAUGUCUGCUGUACAUUGCAGAACCCAUUCCGGCAAGAGGAUAAACACAAGGUGUUCAUUAAAUACAGCUCACAUCGAAUGUUUCCUUAAAAGUGUAAGGAAUGGCAUGGAGUUUCCAGAAAAAAAUUCUGAGAAGUGCUGAAAUGCUCGAGUGGUACUUUGCAUUUCUGUAACAAGAACUGUGCUCUUUCCUCUACGCUUUAUAACUCUAAAAACUCCUGUUUUGGUUAUGUCAAACUUUUGAAUCUUUGGCUAGUCAUUGACUUGUUGCAAAAUACAGCUUUGUUAAGACCAUGAACUAGCAAAUGUUUCUCAAACCUUUCUCAGUUGUGCCUAGUAAGUUGUGUUUUAGGUGCUUAAUUCUUUCCUUAAGAUUAGGCUGUUCCUGAUAUGGCUGAAAGAGUAAUGUAAAAUCAAAAAUGUUUUUUCUGCAUGUCCGUUAACUAUUUUGUAGCGAUCACUCCCUCUCGCCAAUUUUGAAGAAAAAAGAAACAAAACUGUAGUUUUAGAAUCUCUUUUCACAAUUCUACCUUGUGCUCUGGCUUCACUCUAUUAUGUUGUACUGUGUCUAACAUUUAUGUUUAAGAUGUUUAAAGUAAAGAGCAAAAAAAACAACAACAAAGUAUGCUUUUUUCCCCAUCUCUGAAACAAAGGAACCUUCCUCAGCAGGCUCUGUUCACCUGUAGCACUAAAACCUUUUCACCAAAGUUUUGUAAUCUUUUGCAGUUCCGAUGCUUAAAUGGUCUUGAUGUUUUCUUGCCCUUUUCUGUUCACUAUAAGGACUUGGCACAAUCUGUGACACUCUCUCUCUUCAGUGGGUCUUGCAGGCACGCUGAAGCUGCAAUAUUGUCAUCUCCAAGAUACCUGCACGCAGUUGGUACAACCGGAGGUCCCGAAUCCUGUCUACAUUGUGACGAGCCAUGACUCUUCUCCUGAUGUACCCAAAUUACUAUGGGAAUUGGUGGCUUCAUUUAGAGCAAAAAUAGACAUCUUCAUUAAUUUAUUAAUUUGAAACAAAGUCCAAUGUGAAAUAUUGAAAUAAAUGUUUUUGAAACCCUC
Lepisosteus oculatus (spotted gar) is the source of this 2989-nucleotide messenger RNA. It is a transcript of the gene ric8a, whose product is annotated as RIC8 guanine nucleotide exchange factor A. Gene Ontology annotation, biological process: G protein-coupled receptor signaling pathway. The record is from RefSeq and is a predicted model, not a curated record. Gene Ontology annotation, cellular component: plasma membrane; cytoplasm. NCBI's taxonomy places the organism in Eukaryota, Metazoa, Chordata, Actinopteri, Semionotiformes, Lepisosteidae. Gene Ontology annotation, molecular function: guanyl-nucleotide exchange factor activity; G-protein alpha-subunit binding.